Brassica napus (rape) is the source of this 1746-nucleotide messenger RNA. Its product is annotated as SWR1-complex protein 4. Lineage: Eukaryota; Viridiplantae; Streptophyta; Magnoliopsida; Brassicales; Brassicaceae. The record is from RefSeq and is a predicted model, not a curated record. Gene Ontology annotation, cellular component: nucleus; NuA4 histone acetyltransferase complex; Swr1 complex. Gene Ontology annotation, molecular function: transcription corepressor activity. Gene Ontology annotation, biological process: DNA repair; negative regulation of transcription by RNA polymerase II; chromatin remodeling. The transcript is spliced from 15 exons. The coding region runs from base 143 to 1552 and encodes 469 amino acids.
UCCAAAGGUUUUUAAGCAUUAUUUGGCGCUCAAAAAUCCCCAAAUCCUCGGCGAAAUUGGAAACCCUAACUUCUGAAUCGAAUCGAAUCGAAUCGAAUCGAAGAUCGUAUUGCUUCUGGAUUGGAUGAUAGGUACCCGUUGAAUGGGUGGUACGGACGCGAAAGACAUUCUCGGGUUGCCGAAGACUCCACUGUCUUUAAGCCACGAAAAGAAAGCUCGACCCCAGAAGGAGUCUCAUAGAAAACCCGAUGGCAUUUCACGCGAGGUUUAUGCGCUUACGGGUGGUGUUGCGCCUCUUAUGCCUUCAAUUGAUGUUACCCACUUAAAGCGACCUCCUCCACCUGAUGAGAAGGUUGCUUGGCAAUGGCUUCCCAUCAAAAGUUCCGCUAGGAAAGAUGAUUUGCAGCUUUACCAUUGGGUAAUAAGUUCCCUCCCUAUCUGUUGUGAAAGUUUGAGCAUUUCCUUCUUUCUAAUGCCAUUUCUUUUGUCUUCACAGGUUAGAGUGGUAAAUGGUGUUCCACCAACAGCUGACUAUUCCUUUGCCAAAUAUAACAAGUCAGUUGAUAUCUCGAAAUACACGGACGAUGAUUAUGAGAAUCAUUUAACGGACCCUGUGUGGACCAAGGAGGAGACAGAUCAGUUGUUUGAAUUGUGUGAAAGGUUUGAUCUCCGUUUCACUCUCAUUGCUGAUCGCUUCCCAUUAUCCCGGACUCUUGAGGAAUUGAAGGAUCGUUACUAUACUGUGACUCGGGCCCUGCUGCGUGCUAGAGCUCAGUCUCCAGCAGAUUUGGCAAACCAUCCUCUGAUGAAGGAGCCAUAUGAUAUGACACGCGAUAGAGAGCGCAAACGUGCAUUGUCAAUGGUCCUGUCCCAGAGUAGACACCAGGAGAAGAAAGAUGCUGAGAUUCUUGCUGAGGCUAAAAGAAUCACAGAGAUGCGUUUGGCUGCACGUCGUGCGGCAGGCCCUGAUGUGUCUGGGAAUGAGAAUAUCGGUCUUGAUAAAGCUGAUGGAGGUCCAGCGUCUCCAUCUUCCAAUUCUCAACUUCCUGCAACUGCCGUGGCUCCAUCAACACUAACUAUGGCAGAUUAUGCUUCUACCCUUGCUUCUCUACGCAUGCUUCAUGUGUACUUGAGAACCUAUGGACUUGAACAAAUGGUCCAAGCUGCAAGCUCUGCUGUUGGUCUUCGAACGAUCAAGCGCGUUGAGCAGACUCUGCAAGAUCUCGGGGUUAAUUUAAAGCCAAAGGUUCCUACAAAAACGGUAUGUGAUGAGCAUCUUGAAUUACGGAAAGAAAUUCUAACACUACUGAAUCUUCAGAAGCAGCUACAGUAUAAAGAAUCAGAAGGCUCAUCACAGCGUGAAGGGUCAUAUGCCGCAAUGCCAGAUACUCCAAAGGAUCGUGUUUUCGCAUCUGAGCCAUUCAGUUUUGGAGGAAUUUCAGCUGAAAAACCAAUCAAGAAGGAACCGAAGCGCAAGGGUCCUGGAAGGCAGGCAGACACUCCUUCACCAGCUCAUAAGCGGCCUAGAAAAUUGAAAGCUUCUGAUCUCUAAAAAUGUUCUCACUACUGAUUCACUAUUUCAUUUGCAUGUUUCGCCGGUGACGCUGCACUAUUUUUAAUUGUCCCAAGAAUAAAUUUGUCACUUGUGAUUCCAAGUUUUAUCAAGUGUAGACCAGUCUAAAACACAAGAACCUACAGUCAUCAUGUCCAAAACACGAGUUUAAGGGAUUAGUAAAUUUAAACCAA